CAAACAGAACACUCAACAUGAAGCUGUUACUGAGCCUCCUUGGUGAGUUCCUUUCAGUCCCCUUAAAGAGAUUACAUACCAUUAUUUAUGUGUAUAGAUUAUCAUUGAUUGAUUGAUCGACAUAAUGAUCACUGGUGGUAUUUUUGGUUAUUUUAAUGAUUAAUGGUUAUUUAUUGUUUCAGUUGUUUCAACACUACCUCAAUGGGCUGUGCCACAAGGUAUGUAGUAAAUACACUACUCUCUGGCUGCAUUUACAGAGCAGCCCAAUUCUGAUCUUCUGACCAAAUAUUGGCAAAAUAUCUGAUCUGAUUGGUCAAAAAUACCAAUUAGUGGCAAAAGAUCAGAAUUGGCCUGCCUGUGUAAACGCAGCCUCUGAGAUUCAAAUCCUUCUCUUCAAACCAGUUUUGUCUUGUGUAAUGGCAACAUAUGAAAUACAGUAUGUAAAUUGUCUAUUUUCACGAGUUACGUAAUAGUUAUACACUGCUGAACAUUAGCUGUCUUUUGUAAUGUUAGGUGAUCAUGUAAAUAAGACUAAGUUGCCAUUUAUGCUUAGAAUGUAUGCUUAUUUCGUCCUCAAGUCUGACUCUAGUAGGCUGCGUUUACACAGGCAGCCCAAUUCUGAUAUUUUUUUCACUAAUUGGUCUUUUGAGCAAUCAGAUCAGCUCUGAAAAAGAUCUGAUGUGAAAAGAUCUUAUGUGAUUGGUCAAAAUACCAAUCUGUGGAAAACAAUAUCAGAAUUGGGCUGCCUGUGUAAACGCAGCCGUAGUAGUCUACUCAAAACAGCAGAAAGACUUACUUGUCAACAUUUCUUCGCAGUUCUGCCCACGAAGGCUCCGCAGACAGCCGUGGCUGAGCUAGUCAAGGGGGGACCCUGGAUCUUCUCAGGGGAGAGCGUGCGUCUGAAGUGCAGUGUUCCUGGGAAUGUGUCGGCCGAGUGGAGGUUCCAGUGGUUCAGGGGGGGAGAGCAGCUCCAGGAGUCUGAGUACUUUGUCCUGUGGAAGGCCAGGCCACAGCAGAGUGGGAAGUACUACUGCCAGGGUCUGAGAACCACAUGGAUAAGCACACAACACACCCUCCUCAGCCUGCCCAUAGAAAUAGUGGUGGACGGUAAGAGAAGCCCUAUGAAUAUUGUGCCAUGAUGACAUCUAUACUGAACAAAAAUAAAAACGCAACAUACUUUUACUGAGUUACAGUCCAUAUAAGGAAAUCAGUCAAUUUAAACAAAUUCAUUAGGCCCUAAUCUAUGGAUUUCACAUGACUGGGCAGAGGCAUAUGCCCAUUCACUUGGGAGCCAGGCCCAGUCAAUCAGAAUGAGUUUGUCCCCACAAAAGGGCUUUAUUACAGACAGAAAUACUCCUCAGUUUCAUAAUCUGUCUGGGUGGCUGGUCUCAGAUGAUCCCACAGGGGAAGAAGCCAGAUGUGGAGGUCCUGGGUUGGCGUGGUUACAUGUGGUCUGAGGUUGUGAGGCCAGUUGGACAUUCUGCCAAAUUCUCUAAAACGACGUUGGAGGCGGCUUAUGGUAAAGAAAUAAACAUUAAAUUCUCUGGCAACAGCUCUGGUGGACAUUCCUGCAGUCAGCAUGUCAAUUGCACGCUCCCUCAAUCUGUGGCAUUGUGUUGUGUGACAAAACUGCACAUUUUAGAGUGGCCUUUUAUUGUCCCCAGCACAAGGUACACCUGUAUAAUGAUAAUGCUGUUUAAUCAGGUUCUUGAUAUGCCACACCUGUCAGGUGGAUGGAUUAUCUUGCCAAAGGAGAAAUGUACAACAUUUAUGAGGACUUUUUGUGCAUAUGGAAAAUAUCAGGAAUUUUUUAUUUAAGCUCACGAAACAUGGGACCAACACUUUACAUGUUGCGUUUAUAUUUUUGUUCAGUAUAGUUUGGUUGACCUUCUGUUAGCAGUCUGUAUUAGCUAACUCCUUUCUUGUUGUCACGCCAAACGUGUGACAAUAGCAAAAGAAGCAGAAACAGACUGAUAACCAGGCUAAGUUACACCUGUCAACAGGCCAGACAAGGACUACACCCUCUCGUUAACUACAAUCACUUACCACUCUUUGCCCAGGUGGGUGGGCCAUCCUGCAGGCCCCGCCCCUGCCCAUGCUGGUUGGAGAGACAAUGACCCUGACGUGUCGUGUCCGUAACAACCCCAGACUGACAGAGGUCAUACUCUACAAGGACGGGGUGGAGCUUCAGAGACAGCCUGGCCCAGAGCUGCGUGUCACCAACCUUAACCUGCAACACGACGGAUCUUAUUGGUGCAGAGCAUCCUGGGAUGGGCGGAGGGAAACCAACUCUGUGAUCUCAGUGGCUACUCCAGUGUCCAUCAUAGGUGAGGUUGUGACAUAUGUGGUUUGUCAUUUUGAGUUUGUGUAGGGUGUGGAAUAAAAUUUCAAAUGAGAUUUGCCCUCAUCAUUCCAUUAUCAUCACUAUCAUAUCUAAUGGUAAUUGAAUACCAGUAGGUAUGUGAGCAAUAUUUUUCAGUAUUAAUGCUCUGUAUUCUCCCCUGCAGAGGUUCUGACAGAGCCCAUGUUGGAGAUUGUGCCCAAUGACCCUCUGACCCAUGAAGACCGUAUGCUCCUGGUGUGUCAUGUCCAACUGAACGCCCGUGAGCCAGUUCCACACAUCCACUACUACUUCUACCAGGAUGGGCUGAGGCUGGGGCCUGCCUCCUCCCAGGGCAGAGUCGCAGUAAUGAGGGACUCGGGCCGGUACUGGUGCAAAGCCAGCGUUCCUACUCUGGGGCUGAAGAGGCUCAGCGAGCCCGUACCUUAUGGGCGAGUAACAGGUGAACACUCAGAACAAAUGAGAAACCAGAAAAAAUAGUAGUGAUGCAGUCCUCUUUUAGGAUGCAUCAUAAUGCUGACCAGUGGCAUCAGUUCAGCUAAACCUAGGGUAUGGCAGGGUGGGGGGGACAGCUUCUCUCCGAGCGACGCUCCGCAUGGUCCUGAAGCCAGCCAACCAACACGCUAAACAGCCGUUGCAUUUUAAAUGGGAUUGGAAUGAUUUUAAAUGUUUGGUCUUGAGCUAGGGUACGGCGACUGCCAUACUCUGACAUACCCAACUGACACCCCUGAUGCUGACUCUGUGUUAACAGGGAUACAUCAGGGACCAUUUGUCUCUCUCCAGCCCAGAGCUCCAUCUAAUCCAGAUCCUAUGAAAAGACCUCCCCAGACCACCACUUCUAACCAGCCUUCUGAGCCCCCUACCUUCCCCGAUGUAUACGGUGAUUCUCCAAACACACUGGCCCCUGUUGUUGGUUCAGAUGAUGGGAGUGGAGGGACUUCUUUUAAACAAUACCAGAGCAAUGUACAUUAUCAGUUUCAGAAUUAGACCCUUUCGAAUCAACUUAGUUCCAUCCCCAAUUUACCCAUUCAUAUGCCUCCAGAAUGUACUUAUGUUUUAUCUACUUUAGUAAAAUAAUAAUUACUAAUUAAUACUAUAUUAUUUUGUCUUUUAUGUUGUGAAUGAAAAAAUGAAUUGUAUUUGCACUGUCAAUUGUAAGCUCAAUGCAAAUAAAUCCAGUCAAAGUCAAACAUUUUCUUAUUGAUUUUAUUUCAAAAGUGUACAAAAGAUCAUUUUCAAAAAGAUCAUAAUACAGCGAUACAAUGUACUGAUUAAUUUAACCUAACCUGGGAAACAUUAUGUGAUUAGUAUUCCUCAAAUAAUAAACAUUAAACUACUCCAGUGAUAUCAGUCUUACUGGCAUUAUUUUUCAUUCUACCAGAUUGACAGUCUUGUAAAGAUGUCUAUAUGUUGAUGGGUCUAUAGAGGGAGUAUGAUGAGAGAUGGGGUGAGUGCUGCAACUCAGAUCAUAUAGAGGUGUUUUACAGUCACUGGUACUGUGGUGGCACAGUGGGCUCCAUUGUCAUACAUUGUCUGUGUAGAGCAGGAGCCCAGAGGGGCUGGUCUGUGGGGUUCCGUAUGUGUAGUAUGGAAGAGUUCCAGUAGAGAUUGUUUAGGUUUUGUGGAGGUACAGUAGAGUUACAGUGUAGAUUGAAUUAGAUAUCAGAUCGUUUGUCAGGGCUUGUCAGCGUAGAGCAGGAAGCCAGAGAAGGUGCUGUCAUCCUCACUGCUGGCGUAGACUCCAUUCCAGUCCCUCAGUGUCUCUAGCCAUACCUGGUCCCCCGCCGACAGCUGCAGCAGCACCAGGCUGGAUGCCUGGUCGAUGUCCUGGCCGUACAGUGAGUCCCGCGUCCGCACCUUCCUCACCCCGUUGACUACCAGGGCGGCGCGCAGGGGCUUGUUCCGCACAGUGAUGUGGUAGGAGAACACGUAGACCCCCCCGUGGGCACAGGUGAAGCUGUUGGAGGAGGCGUUGAAGUGGUUCUCUCCGUUGUAGAAGACCUUGUCGAAGCGGACUGGGAAGCCCGAUGGAGGGAAGGACUUGCUGGGGGAGAGGCCCACACUGAAAGCUGAGCGUUUCUGAAUCACCCCGUUACC
Messenger RNA from Coregonus sp. 'balchen', 4438 nucleotides. The record is from the annotation of a GenBank genome assembly. Lineage: Eukaryota; Metazoa; Chordata; Actinopteri; Salmoniformes; Salmonidae.